Molecule: messenger RNA, 1570 nt
Organism: Haliotis rufescens (red abalone)
Lineage: Eukaryota; Metazoa; Mollusca; Gastropoda; Lepetellida; Haliotidae
Exons: 8
Coding region: 88-1494 (468 amino acids)
Source: RefSeq, a predicted model, not a curated record
CAAACCAAACAUAUAUAAGUAAGCUCUGGAGUAACGAUAGGUACUUCUGACGAGAGGGUGUAGCGUCUCGCAAUAGAAUACAAGAAAAUGAUGGACAUUGUCCUUCUCACGGUGGUGCUGUUAUCCUUCACCUCCGGUAUAAGUGGUCGCUGUCCAAUGACAAAAAGGGUUCCGAACAUCCACAGACGAUGGCCUUAUUUAGGUAUUGGUAAUGAGAUGGAUGACUCAAAAUCAUUCAAAACAUUCGAAACCGCCUACAAAGCAAAUGACAUGGGGCUUCUUUUGGGCUACCCACCUGGCGUUGGCCAAUGUGGUGGCCGAUAUCCUAUCUGGAGGAAAGAAAUGACUGGCGCAACAUCUGUUGUAUGCUUUCAAAAUGAGACAAGCACUUGUUUCAAGAAAAUGCAUAUACCGACAUACCCUUGCUCGGGUGGUACAGAAGCAUACAGGUUGAAAACUGAUGUUGUUGGGAGUGUUUUCUGCUUCGAACCCAACCCUUGUUACACGAAUCCUUGUCAAAAUGGAGGUACCUGUAUUAAAGACGGGUACGGUUUUACCUGUAAUUGCGCGGACGGAUAUUCGGGUCCUUCGUGUCAAGGGGAUCCUUGCAUCAAUCAUACGUCGUUACCGGGCAUGGAUAAACGACGACCUAGUAACAAGGUGAAAUCAGAUGUGAUUAGGCUGCGUCAUGGGUGGUAUGGGGUACCCAAAGGAGCAGCCAUGCCUAAUCACGCACCACGGGGAAAUGCAUGUGGUUCAAAGAACCCCAUUUGGAGCCCAGGUGUGUUCAACAAGACAUUUGGUGUUCAAGUCGUGUGCCAAGUAACGCAGAACGGCGAAUGUGAUGACCCUCAACUGAUGAAGACCAAGAGGUGUGGGAACACACUGGUGCACGGAAUAUUCUCUUACUUCUAUGCUGGAAACUACUGUUUUGAAUGCAACCGUGGUGCAGUUGACCUCCUGAUCAUCGAGGAUAUUUCUACAUCAGUUGUGAUAAAUCAUUACGAAGAGAUGAAAACUUUCGUCCUGAAUUUUGUGAAUAACAUUGAUAUAAGGAAAGAGCGACACCAGAUUGCUUUUGUGACUUUUGCGGCAACGGCAAAGGUUGGGUUCUAUUUGAAUACAUAUGAUAACAAAACUAACGUCCAAACAGCCAUCAGCUCACAGCGAGUUAGAGGUGGAAACACUUUCCUAGGUGAUGCCAUCAAAUUGGCAACUUCAGACAUUUUCAAUGAGACCAACGGCGAUCGACCUGAUGCUGAGAACAUUGUUGUGCUCUUCACCGACGGCAUGACCAGCAACGUAGAAGAUGUACGCAGCAACAUUGGUGACUUGCACGCAAGGGCUGAGGUGUAUGUGGUGUGUGUGACGUCUGAAGUGGACAAGAACGUCGUCGCUGAAGUUGCUUCUCCUCCAGUGGAAAAGCACGAUAUUAUGAUGAAGAAAGACGAUGCACUAAGUAUGCUCACGAACGAAAUCUUUUCUCGAUGCUAAAACUCACGUAACAGCCUCGUACUCAAGGAUUUGACUUCCUUGGUUUUGCCUGUAACGUUCCGAGAAGAAAUAAAUA